CAGACCUGUUGAGUUUCGAGAAUAGGAGAAUAGACAUAGCAGAAGCCGACCCCGCGUGCCUUGCCUGGGCGCAUGUUUUCCGCAGCAGCGUGCGGACUUUAGAUAACCGAGGGCUGAGAAGUGACCCAGCGGCUGUGGAGAUCUACCUGCAUCAUGGGCCACAACACCCAAGUCACCGUUUCUGGGUACGGACAAGUAUCCCUGUUCAAGAGCAUAGCAUUUUCUGUCUGUGGAUUUCAUCCCGUCGACCGUCCGGGAGCGGGGAAAGAGUACACGACUUAAAAAGGACCACCAUGGUUCUCGGAUCUGUCAGUAGCACCUCGUCUCCAACUGCCUCAGUCACUAGACCUCACACUGUCUUGUCCAAGUCACGAUUGCACAAUGGGUUCAAACCCGCAACAGCUCUCUAGGACCAGAGAUUUUACCCGGUCCACAGUGGUUAUUGUCGGGGCGGGCAUAUCUGGCAUGUGCACGGCCAUCGAUCUUAUGAGACGCAGCAAAUGCCAUGACUUCAUUAUACUCGAAAAGGGUAGCAGGGUUGGGGGCACCUGGAACGACAACCGGUACCCAGGUGCCUGUUGCGACAUCUGGAGUUCCCUAUACAGUUAUUCGUUCGAGCAGAAGGCCGACUGGACAAGGGAAUAUCCCGGCCAGGAAGAGCUUCUUGAGUACCUCACAGGCGUUGCCCAGAAAUACGGACUAUACAAGUUCAUCCGGUUCAACUCUGCGGUGCAAGAAGCGCGCUGGGACGACUCAGCCCUAAAAUGGAAGAUCAAAGUCAAGGUUUCCGGGGACAAGGACAGUCAGUUUGUCGACUCGUACGAAGUCACUGCCGAUUUUCUUGUAUCAGCUGUCGGCCAGCUCAAUGUCCCCCAACAGCCAAAUAUCCCGGGGCUUGAUUCCUUUCAGGGAAAGCUCAUGCAUUCUGCUCGGUGGGAUUGGAGCUAUGACUUGACGGGAAGAAGAGUCGCAGUCAUUGGCAAUGGAGCAUCGGCCGCCCAGAUCGUCCCCGAGAUAGCAAAGAGCGCGUCGCAGGUUACGGUCUACCAGCGGCACCCAAACUGGGUGAUCCCACGGCAGGACCGCGUUAUCGGUCCCAUCGAGCGCGCCCUCUUGAAUUACAUCCCUCCGCUCCGCUGGCGCAAACGGGCAGAGAUGAUGGACUACCGUGAGUCGUUCUACGAGGCGGUUACAGAUAGUGAGUCGGCAUUUGCGGGAGAAAUCCGGAGGAUGUGCAUUACAUCCAUGCAGGCUCAACUGCCCGACAAGCCAGAGCUAUGGAAAAGCCUGACUCCUGACUACUCGCCGGGCUGUAAGCGCGUUCUCAUGUCCGAUGAUUACUAUCCUGCCCUGAACCGGAAACAUGUCUACCUGGAGACGCGGCCGAUAAAGCGCAUUACCGGGACGGGGAUUGAGACUCUGGACAACGAACUCCGGGAAUUCGACCUCAUAGUCACCGCCACGGGAUUCAGGAGCGUCGAGUUCCUCUAUCCGAUUCAGAUUCACGGCGUGAACGGCAGGGCUCUGUCGGACAUUUGGAAGGAUGGAGCGGUGGCCUACUGUGGAAUGACGGUGGAGGACCUGCCCAAUUUUGCGAUGCUCUAUGGCCCGAAUACCAAUCUUGGUGCGUUCUUCAGGGCAACUGGCAUGAUCUUCCUCUGGCUAACCGGAGAAAAACAGGACAUAACUCCAUUAUCCUGAUGAUUGAAGCCCAGUCCCGGUAUAUCAGCACCCUGGUUAGCCAGAUUAUUCUCGCUCAGAGACGCGGUGCUACCCUCGCACUGCGACCCAAGACGGAGGCUUUACAACUCAGCAACGACCAAGUUCAGUCCAUCUUGAGGAAGAGUAGUUUCGCCGAUCCCAAAUGCAACAGCUGGUACAAGACAGAAGAUGGCCGAAUCACGAACAACUGGUCCGGCACUGUGGUAGAGUACCAGAAACAGCUGUCGAGCGUGCGAUGGGACGAUUACAUCGUAGAGGGCACGGCAAAGCCUCUCAUGGAGAAAAAAAGGGCAACGAGUAUUGGGCGCGUUAGAGAAGAGACUUUUGUCGGCAGGGCAUCGUUACUGCUGGGCAUGGCCAGCCUUCUGGUUGCUCUGGGGAGCUACUACACCAAGGGUAGCAUUCUUCUGAGAUGAAGCGUAUUCA
Molecule: messenger RNA, 2148 nt
Organism: Monascus purpureus
Lineage: Eukaryota; Fungi; Ascomycota; Eurotiomycetes; Eurotiales; Aspergillaceae
Source: the annotation of a GenBank genome assembly